UGACGUAGAACUCAGCGCUCAGAGCAACAUGGCGGCGUCCUUUAGAGUUCUCAUGCGUCAGGCACUUUAUUACCCAAACCAGCGUCUCACUCCUGUGUGUAGAGUCACACACACACUUUACUCCGCCGAGGCGUCGAUGUGCCGAGGAUACGCCGGAGUGUCGGAGGGAAAAGACGUCCAUUUUGGCUUCGAGACGGUGACAGAGGAGGAGAAAUCAGAAAGAGUCUAUAAAGUGUUUGAAAGCGUUGCUCAGAAGUAUGACGUGAUGAACGAUGCGAUGAGUCUUGGUAUCCAUCGGCUGUGGAAGGACGCGCUGCUGCGUGUGAUGAAUCCUCAGCCUGGAUUACGUCUGCUGGACGCCGCCGGAGGCACCGGUGAUAUCUCAUUCCGUUUCCUGAAUUACACGCGGUCAGUGCAUGAGCGGCAGCUGCGGCAGAGAGCACGGACCAAUCAGACACCAUCGUGGCAGGAGAUCUCCGGCGGUUACGGCUCAGAGGGGGCGCAGAUUCCAGAAUCUCGAGCGGUGGUGUGUGAUAUCAAUAAAGAGAUGCUGAAGGUGGGGAAAGAGCGGGCGGAGACCGCCGGAAUCACCACAGGUUUGUCAUGGGUAGUGGGUGAUGCAGAGGAGCUUCCAUUCGACGAUGAUCAGUUUGACAUUUAUAGCAUCGCAUUCGGGAUCCGGAACGUCACUCACAUUGAGCAAGCUCUGCAGGAAGCAUUGCGCGUGCUUAAACCAGGCGGACGGUUCAUGUGUUUAGAGUUCAGUAAAGUGUCCAACCCUCUCCUGUCCAGGCUUUAUGAUGCCUACAGUUUCCAGAUGAUUCCAGUUCUCGGUGAGGUGAUCGCAGGAGACUGGAAGUCGUAUCAGUACCUGGUGGAGAGCAUCCGCAAGUUUCCAGACCAGGAAACAUUUAAAGAAAUGAUUGAAGACGCUGGUUUCUUCCGAGUGCAGUACACUAAUCUCAGUGGAGGAAUCGUGGCACUCCAUUCAGGAUUUAAGCUCUGAUAGAUGGACAGACCUGACGGACAGAUGGAUCACGCAGUAGACAUACACGGAGGAGGAGACCAGUCCUUGUUGUAUGCAAGAAAAUCUCAGACGU
This is a messenger RNA of Clarias gariepinus (North African catfish), 1100 nucleotides long. RefSeq names its product coenzyme Q5, methyltransferase (gene coq5). Bases 29 to 1006 code for a protein of 325 amino acids. Lineage: Eukaryota; Metazoa; Chordata; Actinopteri; Siluriformes; Clariidae. Gene Ontology annotation, molecular function: methyltransferase activity. Gene Ontology annotation, biological process: ubiquinone biosynthetic process. The transcript has 7 exons. The record is from RefSeq and is a predicted model, not a curated record.